AACAAGAUACAAGGAAUGAUAUUCAAAUUUAUAUUUCAUAUUUUAUUAUGUAUAUGAUUAAGCAUGUGUUGUUUAUAUAUACUUAAAACUUAUUACAUGGGUUUAUUUUGUUUGGAUGAGUAGUGGGAUACAGAGUAAGAGUGGACUCUGGUUCCAGAUCGAUGGUUGGGACUAACCAUAAAAAGGUUGAGGAAGCACGUGCCGCUAAGGAAUUCGAGUACUUUAAUAAACCAGAAAUCAACGAAAUUACUAACCAAUGUUAUGCAGACCAGAUUGAUUUCCAUGUGAGGGUGGUUGCUGGAAGGGGGGCUGCAUUGGAGCAAGCAAGAGAGUCAGAAGUGACAUGGCUAAUACUUGAUAAGGAGAUGAAGAGAGAAAAGAAAUUCUUCUUGGAAAGGCUUAAUUGUGACAUAUCAGUAAUAAAACGAGGCAAAUCCAUUGAAGAAUUGAGAGUUUCAAAACAAUCAUGGAGAAGUAAAGAACAAGACCAUGAAAUUAGCUGUAAUACUAAUAAACUGAGUAUUGGAACUAACUCAAAACCUUACUUAAGGUACAAUGAAAUGAUACCAGGAAGCCCAGAAGAGGAACACUCUCAACAAAAAGGUAAGAAGGACGAUGAUAUUGGGGAAUCAUCAUCAUUAAACAUGGAAGGUGAAGAUGAACAUAAAAACGACGAGGAUUGGAUGGCGGGAUUCGAGACUGAUGAUGAACUAAUGUCGAUUUGCUCCAUUUGUGAAAAUAGAAGGCCAAAGAUUGGAUGGACAAAAGAGUUUAGUUAUGCAGAACUCCAUGCAGCUACAAAGGGAUUUUCCAAAGCCAACUAUAUAUCAGAAGGUGGAUUUGGUAAUGUGUUUAGAGGACAAUUAAAGAAUGGACUUAAGAUUGCUGUGAAGCAACAUAAACAUGCAAGCUCACAAGGUGAGAAAGAAUUUAAGGCUGAAGUUCACUUUCUCAGCAAGGCAAGACACAAGAAUUUGAUUAUGUUGCUUGGAUCAUGUUCUGAAGGACGCCAUAGGUUGCUUGUUUAUGAAUAUGUUUGCAAUGGUUCAUUGGAUCGACAACUAUUAAAACCGGCACGAAAACCCCUGACUUGGGAUGAGAGAAUGAAAAUUGCUAGUGGAGCUGCGAAAGGAUUGUUGUACCUUCAUAAAAACAAUAUUGUCCACAGAGAUAUAAGGCCAAACAACAUUCUACUUACACAUGAUUUCAACACCCUGCUUGGAGACUUUGGGCUUGCACGAAGUCAGCAGGAAGAUCACUCGUCAGAGACGAGGGUUGUUGGAACAUUGGGAUAUUUGGCACCAGAAUAUGCUGAAAGUGGAAAAGUUUCAACCAAGACAGAUGUUUAUGCUUUUGGGGUCAUUUUAUUGCAGCUCAUCACUGGACAUGGCACUAAUGACAAGUCCCUUGAAGGAAAAAGUCUUGUGGGAUGGGCAAGACCACUGCUAAAAGAUAGGAACUACCCUGAUUUAAUUGACGAAAGGAUUUUAGAUUCCCAUGAUGUUCAUCAACUCUUUUGGAUGGUUAGAGUAGCUGAGAAAUGUCUCAUCAAGGAUCCUCACAAGAGAUUAUCAAUGGAAACGAUAGUAAAUGCUUUAAAUCAUCUAAGAGAGUCAGAUGUAAUAUGCAAUAUCAGUAUUUCACCUGCAUAUUCAGAUAAUUCCUUGCCUGACAGUGAAGAGUCUCCUAAGACAUAUGAUAAUAGAGGUGAUGAUGAUCAUGAUAACAGUCAUCAUAUAGAAGUAGAAUCUUAUAAGUCCAGGCAUAGCAUGGCCUAUUAUGAUCAUAUAACUGGAAGUAUUUCACAAUCAUCGUGGACUCAAUCUACUUCAUCAUCUAGAUCAAGUUUAUCCCCAAUGUCUGAGCAGUCCAGUUUGGAUGGUAGACUCAAGUAAAUAGCAUUUAUCACAUCACCAAAAGUAUAUAUUUAUGCUAUAUGGUAGAAGAAUAAUGAUUAUUAGUAAUGAGAUGAAUAGUACAUUGUUUCAUGUAACUAAAUUAAUUAGUCAUAAGAGAGUUUUACUCACAUGAUGAGAGAAAGUGCAGGACAUUAUAAUAAGUUGGGCCAUUUUCCAACAAAGUAGUCUCUUUUGAAUUUUGUGUAAUAUUAAAGUUGUUAUGUUUUAUGCUCAUAAAUAAAUAUUAAAUAAGAAAAGGAGUAGUUCUAUGAUUUUUAUUUA
Messenger RNA from Cannabis sativa, 2180 nucleotides. Its product is annotated as probable serine/threonine-protein kinase PBL5. The record is from RefSeq and is a predicted model, not a curated record. Gene Ontology annotation, biological process: protein phosphorylation. Lineage: Eukaryota; Viridiplantae; Streptophyta; Magnoliopsida; Rosales; Cannabaceae. Gene Ontology annotation, cellular component: plasma membrane. The transcript has 8 exons. The coding region runs from base 162 to 1895 and encodes 577 amino acids. Gene Ontology annotation, molecular function: protein tyrosine kinase activity; ATP binding.